This is a messenger RNA of Salvelinus namaycush (lake trout), 1059 nucleotides long. RefSeq names its product transmembrane protein 121-like. The record is from RefSeq and is a predicted model, not a curated record. Lineage: Eukaryota; Metazoa; Chordata; Actinopteri; Salmoniformes; Salmonidae. Bases 1 to 1059 code for a protein of 352 amino acids. The transcript has a single exon.
AUGGUGCCUACGCCCCAGGUGUGCGUAUCUACCCUGGUCACGGUGAGCACCAUGGCAGUGGUUGACCUCUACCUGCUGGAGCAGAGCAUGCUGGGAGCCCGUGGCAAGGCCGGGCCCGGCGUGUGGCCGUGCGCUGCUGUGUUGCUAGGUGACCUGGGCUUCCUGCUGGCUCUGCGUUUCGUGUCGGCGGGAGUGGUGUCUGAAGCGCCCUCGCCUCGCCGAGGCUUUGCCAACGCACUCUGGUUCCUCUUCCUGUCCCUGCUCCAGCUCAAACUCUUCUUCGUCUGCCAGAACUACCGGACGGAACGCCGACCGCCCGACCCCCUGGCCAGGAAGACGCUCACCUUGCUGCUGUCAGUCUGCCUGCCCUCCCUGUUCCUCAUCCUGACUGGGGCUGACAACAUGACGCCCCUGAGGAGGAAGCAGGAAGUGCGGGGGAGGCUGCUCUGGGUGGUGGUGGACCUGCUGGAUGUUCUGGACUUGCAGGCCGGGCUGUGGGAAGCGCACACAGGGGCCACUGACCUGGGGGUGCCCCUGUGGGCCGAAGGCCUGGUGUUCUUCUAUUGCUACGCCCUGCUGCUGCUGCUGCCCUGCGUGGCCCUCACAGAGCUGGGGGCUGCAGCCCUGCCGGGACAGAGGGGGCCCCGUAAGGAGGCCCUGUACCCCUGGCUUAGCCUGGUCACCAUCAACGUGUUCACAAUGGCCCUCAGGGGCACAGGCAUGCUGUGGUACAGGGACCCCCGGGUCUCGACAGUGUUCCUGGGGAAGAACCUGCUGGCCCUGGCUGUGAAGCUGAGCUCUGCCUGGGAGAGGCACAAGCAAGGUGGGAGCAGGGGGACAGGGAUGGGGGCCGGGGCGGGAGUAGAGUCAAGUAUGGACUCCACCCUGGCAACCCAGAGCUCAGAGCAGACAGAAGUCCAAGCCCAAGCCAAAACCACCCCCAGGCCACCCUCUCGCAACCACACAAUGUCCCGCUCCCACAGCCACUCCGUGUCACACGUCAGUCUGGAUCCCACAGAGACCUCUCUGGGCCCUUCCUUCAUCUCCCAUGAACUCUAG